Messenger RNA from Acanthaster planci (crown-of-thorns starfish), 4541 nucleotides. Its product is annotated as urea transporter 1-like. NCBI's taxonomy places the organism in Eukaryota, Metazoa, Echinodermata, Asteroidea, Valvatida, Acanthasteridae. The record is from RefSeq and is a predicted model, not a curated record. Gene Ontology annotation, biological process: urea transmembrane transport. Gene Ontology annotation, cellular component: membrane. Gene Ontology annotation, molecular function: urea transmembrane transporter activity.
CAAGGAAGUAGGAAUAUUGAGCAGGUGGCUUAUCAAAUCAGCCGUAUGAGGAGAGGAAGCUUCAGUGAAACUGGCUGCUGCAGCGAGGAAUUCUGUUGAGAACCAAUGAGAUAAACUUUAUAAUAUAUUUCUUUUACGGGACUACUUCAAGUCAUCCAAUACCUAAUGCAAUGAAUAUGCUUUGCAAGUAAAUAAGAUUAAGUACUCAUCUUGAGUCUAUAACUGACUCUGCGUGGAAACAGCGCAAAUAUCGAGACAAUCUGUCGCGAUAUGCGUUUGAUUCGUCCCCUCUGUGCCACUCUAAUGGGCUGUCCUAACUGAUGUGCAUCAAUUAUGGCGAAGUUCGAUGUAGUGAUAAUUAGUCAAGCGAAGUCGAUUUUCCCUGGUACUCAGGAUAUAUUGUGCAUAGGUUACCAUGGCUAAUUUGCCCUUGAGUUUCGCUAGGCCAACUUCCAUACACUCAACCCAAUUUCGGAAAGCUUUUCCACAGGGUGCUACUGGCGUCAACUGAUGUUUUUGGACACAUGAGGGCGCGUUCCCUCCUCAAUGCAUAUGUCCUUUGCUUGCCCCAAUAAGGGAAAACUAACUCCUUUUCCAUGUUAAUCAUCAAGCAGAUAUCAAGAGCUGAGUUUGGCCUCGUCCAUCUGCCAGUCCUAAGCCAAAGCAACGCCAAUUUUCAUUUCCUGAUAACCUAUCAAUGUCGGUGUCAUCUCUGUAUAAAGAGGCACCCCAGGAUGAUUUGCGCUCCGUGUAAUAAACGCAAACACCAGGCAUGUGUCCUCCCUGUGGUGAAUGAAAAUCAAAAUAUUUCCCUCAUUACCACCACAGGCAUGGCAACUGGAGACCGCUAUUCAUGAUGUUUGUGUUCACUAGUCGUUGGUGACGGCGACACAGUAAAUCGACGCUGUGGCUGUAGUCUUGCAUCCGUAUUCAUUUUGCCGUUUCACCUCAGCAAUUUCCGCUGAAGAUACGGUUCAAGCUUUUAACGAAUGACUUCAGUAGUAGUGGGUCCCAGUCGGGCCGUGCCACAAAUCAUCGCCCUUCAUAACACCUGAAAAUCAAUUUAGAGAGACCGUAGCCAUGGUGAAAUUGCACGGAGUGCCCCAAUUAACAACACCACUACUAGCACAAGGGGUGCAUGAGAGAUUACGAGAAUGAGUGACGAACGGGGCAUGCGUCCAGUGAAAGAUGAGAUGUAACGGCCGUGAAAUACAGGAACUGCUAUAUAAAGCUCCACAGCCAAAUUUGCAGUUAGACUUCACAACAGACGGUUUCCUGUAAGGGUUCGUGAUCGCAAACACUGGAUUAGAGCAAAUUGGAAGAAUACAACAGACACAAGGACAAUUUUGCAACAGCUAAAGCAAAGCAGCUGUCAACGAAUCCGACUGGAGGUAGGACACCAAGGUUCGCUUUGUUUUCACCUGCCGUUUAGCCGGCUUUUCGAAGACACUGAUGAGAGUUGAUAUAAGCCAUGCACAGCCAGUAAGGUAAAAUUGUUCCAUCCUUUUAUGUAUUGCCUCAGUUGAGACAUACAUGUGCUUCCUUUGGCGUUCAUGGAACAAAUUACAUCCGAUAUGAACACUGCAAACGGUCGAGCUACGGAGUACACCGCACUCAGCUUGCACUGUGCUCUGUUUCCAAACAGAUUGGGUUUUGUUCCGGAUCAAAAAUCGCUCGUCUUCAAAUUGCAUCCAUGCCGACAUGCAGAAUAAUGUAAGCUGGAGCAGCUUUGGCUGUUCGUGAGAGACGACAUAAAAAUAUCGCCAAAAGACGCCAACGGAGCACGUAAAAGGAAACCACUCACUCUGUGACGAGCUAAGAAGGUACAUCGCUCCGUAAUAUCCGGCCGGUUCGUAGUCUUUCCAGUCUCCAAGGACUUGCCGCCAUCAGGGAGGAAAGCGACGUCAGCAUGAAUCCUUGUCCUCAAAAGGCUUCACACAAUUAACGACAGGAGUGGCGUCGUGUUUCUCAGUGAAUACUAGGCGAGAUGGAUUAUAAGGAUUGUUAUCGUUUUCGCUGUUAGCCUCAUCUUGAAGGUCAAACACUGGAUUGCUUGACAACGUGCGAAAUAAACUUGCCAUUCCUUUUCGAUGGAAACUGGAAUGACAGAUCGAGAUGCCGAAAACCAAUCGAACCCGGUCAGAGAAAAGACCCUGCUGACACGACUGUGCAGCUUAGCGGACUAUUUCACCGGGACUAUCAAGCCUUUGGAGCGGUGGCUAGCCCGGAAGCCAUACCCGCUAUGUUUUGUCAACGCCUGCUGCCGAGCCUUUGGGCAACCCAUCUUCCUCAACAAUCCCAUCAGCGGGUUGAUCAUUAUGGUAGGGCUGUUUGUGCAGAGUCCCUGGCAGGCUUGUUGCGGGAUCCUUGGCUUAUUUGUAGCCCAACUGACAGCAGUAGCGAUGAGGCAACCCAAGGGAGCUGUGGAUAGCGGUGGAGUGGCAUUCCAAGGCUUAUUGACGGGUUUAGUUAUACCAGCACUCACCAGGGUCACUGAGUGGCAUGGAUUGCUUCUCUUACCGAUCAUUUUCUCUUCAAUAUUCAGUGCAAUCCUGGCCAGCGCACUGGGCAACCUACUCGGCAAGUGGGGUUUACCCGCCUUCAAUCUCCCCUUUAACAUGGCAACUUUCAUCUUUGUGGCUGCUUCGGGUCCGGAAAAUCCAUACUUUGGUCCUGCCCCAUCUGCCACGGACCUCAAAGCGGCAGAUGUGGCGAGGCUGGACCAGACGACCGCUAAUGACACGGGCGAACCCAUCAGCUGGGUCCUGAUUCUUCAAGCCAUCCCAGUGGGCAUUGGUCAGUGCUAUGGCUGUGAUAAUUUGAUAACAGGUUGUCUGAUGGCGCUGGCUAUGCUCAUCUGCUCACCGAUCAUAUUCCUACACGGAGUAAUCGGCUCCAUACUCGGCGCUCUAACAGGCUUAGCCAUGGCAGCGCCGCUCAGCGACAUCUACGCAGGACUAUGGGGCUACAACUCAGUACUUACCUGCGCAUCAGUCGGAGGUUUCUUCUUUGUUCUGAACUGGCCCUCUCACCUGACUGCUCUCUUUUCAGCAAUAUUUGCGGCAGCUGUCAAAGGCGCCAUGUCGGCUGUUCUAAUGCCAGCCGGACUUCCGGAAAUUGCUUUCCCCUUCUGCAUUACAGCGGGAUUAUUCCUCCUGGUAACCAGCGAGAGCAAACUGCUCAUGCGCGUUCCCAUGGACAAGAUCACAUGGCCCGAGGACCACAGGAGGAGGUAUAACCCUAGGGGCGUGGCUAAUGCGCAAGAAGGGGAAGCGUUAGAGGUUACAUGAAGAAGACGGCAUAUGAAUUUGGGACUAUCGUCCCGUAUACAUUUCAAUAUAUAAGGAAAUGGACGAUUAAUGAACAACGGUGUUUAAAGUAAAGCUUGCCCGGGGGUAAGUGGGAUAAACAGUGAAAACUUCUGUCCCUUUUGUAGCUGACCUACAUCCGUCCAUCAUCUUAUCCAACUUAGUUUUCUUCGCACGUUAAUACAUUAGCAUAUUAAGCAAGUACAUAUAUCUACGUCCGAGUAGUUACGUAUUCUGUCGAUAAAUUAAAUCACAUUUUCCGUAUCAAUUCAGAACGGUAAAUGUAUUUAUAUGUAACUGGGUUUUCUUGUUUGUUUUUACGUGAAAGCGUGUUAGUGAAAGCAACAUCUUCAAACUUUUGAGUUUAGAUAUGUGUCAAUUUGUCAAGAUCACUGAAAUACAUCCAUUUAUUUCAGAGUAAAAGUGACGGUGUAACUUCUAAAUUCCAACCCUGUAGUUUUAAGCAUGCUUUGUGAUUGUGGUGUUACUAAGAUACGAAGUUUCUUUCAGAUCAGAUCACAAAACGGUCGAUGCUGCGCGUGGCAACAGCCCUUCUUAAGAACAAAACCACCUGAUGAGUAAACCAAGAACUAGACAGAAGUCUUUAAAACAGGAAACAAAAACAUGGAAAGAAUAUAUUUCGUUAAAAUGUCUGAUCGCCAGUAUAAAGAUUUACAGUGAUGAUAACAGAGCAAACCAAAAAUAAAUAAUAAACGAAACUGAACGAAUGUUUAUUUUCUCCAUGUCAUAUUUAUUCAGUUUUUGACAUGGGUCUGAAAAAUUGGUGUUGGUACCGCAAAAUAAUGAAAACAUAUUAUAAGUUUGGUAUUUGUAGUACAAAAAUACCAAACGUCAUGUUUUCUCGAAUAACUAAGAGGUGAACAUUUAAAAGGAACUGUGGGAAAUAAUGAAAUGACAACCCUAAGGCUUACGUCCGUGAACUUGACAACCUUUAUACUACCCGGUACAUGUGUUUGCUUCACUGGAUGUACAUGUAGGUUGUACUGACUGCUGUUUUUAUCACAUUAGGCAAACAGGUGUUAGGAAUUACACCUGCUUACUCAAGCUAAUUCCCCAAUUCUGAAAGUAAGCAGUGACUGUGAUUGUACUCAUGUUCCCCUUUCCAACCACAAUGCCCCAAAAUUUUGAUACGACUUUAGGACAUUUCCUCAUGAAGCAGGACAGAAAUGCACAAAUCAGAAAUAUUCCUAUGAGUUCAGGAUUUUCAAAAAA